AUGAAGGGUUUGGAAGGGGUCAUGGGAAUGCUGGUUCUGGUUGCAAGUGGUCGUAGCAGAGAGGGGUUGUUUGGAGGCAGGGUUGCGCAAGAAAUCAGGAGUCGGUGUGAUGCGCUGGGACAGCAAGUGAAUGAUGCGGAAUGCUUCCAUAUGGCGUGUGCAGGCGAGCUGUGCGACUGGCGCGAACUUCGACAACGUCCUUCGAGCAACCGAGCACUGCCAGUAGCAGCGGCACUCAGCAUGCUAAGAUGGCAGAGGCUGCGCUUCGUGAAGAGAGCGUGGUGGAAGAUGGGGCGCGAGAUCGGUGUGGAACGAGACGGGAGUUUUACAUGCGUGAGGAAGAGAUCAAGCUGGCCAAGAGUACGGGCGUGGGCAUCGGAGAAGAAAGGAACAUCGCUGGUGAGUGUCUUAUUAAUGAAGUCACUGCAUCGUAAAGCUUACCUAAUGGACGCGUUGCUCGCCUCAAAAUGUCCGAACGGAGGCCCACUCAGUGGUAUGAGGAUUUCUCUCUUUGAUUUGCAUUCGAGACGCCUCCCGGAACGACUGCUGAUCGCUGGUGCAUCGAGUGUUUCAAUUGUCGAAACAGCACAGAAUGAAGCUCAGAAAGCAAAGAAACGAUUGACACUGUGCUUAUUGAAUGUUCGCUACAUCACACCCCAACCUGUAGUUGCAGUUUUUUUGAAUGCAUUUAUAGUUCGGUGUGAUAAAUGUAUUGGAAUUUAG
Messenger RNA from Gongylonema pulchrum, 723 nucleotides. NCBI's taxonomy places the organism in Eukaryota, Metazoa, Nematoda, Chromadorea, Rhabditida, Gongylonematidae. The record is from the annotation of a GenBank genome assembly.